Messenger RNA from Rotaria sordida, 462 nucleotides. The record is from the annotation of a GenBank genome assembly. Lineage: Eukaryota; Metazoa; Rotifera; Eurotatoria; Philodinida; Philodinidae.
AUGAGUGGAUUUCGAAACCAAAGAUGGGAUCCAUGGUUGAUCAUUAGUCAGAUUAUUGCUGUUCAAACAUUAUAUUAUCUCGGAUUGGGUUUUUUAAUAUUUUUCAUCACAUUUGCGAUUAAUCAAGUACCAACACUUGAUUAUAUUUUCUCGUAUGAUACAUUACAACUAUCUAGUUGGAAUGGACGAUUCUUUUGUACUAUAUUUUUACUUAAUGCAUUAACAGGAGCUCUUGCUAUUUUUUAUUUAGUUGGCAGAUAUAAACAAUGUUUGGAUUUUUCUAUAACAAUUCAUUUUUAUCAUUUUAUUGCUUGUUGCAUUUAUAACUAUCAUUAUCCGAAUAUGUUUUCUUGGUAUGUUAUACAAUUUUUAUCGAUUAUUAUAAUGACAAUACUUUCUGAACGUUUUUCAAAAAAAUAUGAACUUCAAAAUAUACCCCUUACAUCACGUGCUGAUCUUUAG